AUGGGUAACGUAAUGUCGGCUAGUUUUGCACCUGAAUGCACUGAAUUAAAGAAAAAAUACGACGACUGCUUUAACGAAUGGUAUAGUGAGAAAUUCCUCAAGGGUAAAUCCGUUGAAAACGAAUGUUCUGAACAGUGGUACAGCUAUACAGCCUGUGUUGAUGCCCAUCUCAUUAAGCAGGGCAUAAAGCCUGCCCUCGAUGAGGCUCGUAAGGAAGCGCCCUUCGAGGAAGGAGGUGCCAUUAAGGAUGAGGAUUAG
This is a messenger RNA of Zygosaccharomyces rouxii, 258 nucleotides long. It is a transcript of the gene MDM35, whose product is annotated as Mdm35p. The record is from RefSeq and is a predicted model, not a curated record. NCBI's taxonomy places the organism in Eukaryota, Fungi, Ascomycota, Saccharomycetes, Saccharomycetales, Saccharomycetaceae. The transcript has a single exon. The coding region runs from base 1 to 258 and encodes 85 amino acids.